Molecule: messenger RNA, 1098 nt
Organism: Owenia fusiformis
Lineage: Eukaryota; Metazoa; Annelida; Polychaeta; Sabellida; Oweniidae
Source: the annotation of a GenBank genome assembly
CUUGAGCUGGAAUCAAUUAUUUCACUGUGACGUCAUGUAGACAUUAUGAAAUCAUGGAGGUUGUCUGUAACAACAAACAUCCAAGAGCAACAUAACAAAACAAAGAAGUCUAUGCAAUUUAUUUACGAAGACGUGUUUAACACAACUGCAAUAAUAGAAUAGCAAAUAUGUUGUAUAUUGAGAGCUGUUUAGUAAUGCUUGAAGAUAUAAUGUCGUUGAUACAGACCGUGUCAUCGGAUGCAAUUGAGACCGUUACGAGUUUGAUGCAGAGUAUUGUCAAUCUACUUGGUCGUAUAUCAGCAUGUUUGGCCCUCACACUAGAUGUCAUACGAAAUGCUACAUACUUAGAAGAUUAUCUAAAAGGGGUCAUUGGUUGUUCCCAUGCGGCUCCAUCAACGCAAGUGCAAGCUGAAGAGACUGGCAAAGGUGACCAUGCACAGGAGCCGACGCCCCUUGUCAACACGAAUGAGGAAUACUCAGAAAGAUUGACAGAAGACGUCGUCGUCGUUGUUGCGAUGAUUAACCCCUCACUGAUAACUAGUCCGUCUAUUGGGACAACUGGUUGUAUUGAAGCAAGAAGCGUCUGUAGAUCACCUAAGAUUAGAAUGGGCACUCGUCCUUUGAGACAAUCCCUGACAGAUGUUGAUUUCUUUGACAUUGAUUCUAAGAUCUACAAUACCAUGCGGCGCCAACGUUUGACCUCUAUGCCUAAAAUAAAGCACGGAAUCUCUGCAUUGAAGGCUGUGUCCUAUGAGGCACCGGUUCCCGACAUCCACGACGUCCACGAUUCAACCGUAUCAUCUGGAUCUACCCCAAGAGAAAUUGUUAACAUUAACAAUACUGUUAGCGUAACAGAACCAACUCCCCACAGGAUAGUGGAGUCAAAGCACGAAGCAAAUAGACAAAAUACAAAGCAACAAUCGCCAAAGAAGUCAAUUGUGAAACGAAUAAGGAAGUUCCUGACGCCUAAAAAGUUGAUUUCACUUGGAAGAAACUUGAAAAAUCCGUAUAUCACUUUAGCAAAUAUAUACUGUACAGUCUUUUCUUGACAUGUUUUUGAUACCAAUUGUUGUUAUAUGUUUUUUAUUAUUUAUUGUU